CGCAUGGUCAGAGGUGCAGGCUGGCGGGUCCUGGGCGGGUAGCGGAGGCCGGCCUGCCCCGGCCCCGCCCUCUGUGCCCGGUCGCCCCGGUUCCCUUUCCGGGCGGGGGGCGGGCGCCGGCGUCUCUGCUUUAUGCGGAGUCGGCUCCUGUAGCUCUCUUCGACAAGCAUGGCAGCUCGGAGGAGCUGGGCCGUGCUGCGGCUCUGCGCCGCAGUUGUUUUACUUGAUAUGGCUUUCAGUAAAGGAUUUGUAGAAGAUCUAGAUGAAUCGUUUAAAGAAAAUCGAAAAGAUGACAUUUGGCUUGUAGAUUUUUAUGCGCCAUGGUGUGGCCAUUGUAAAAAACUGGAACCGAUUUGGAAUGAAGUUGGUGUUGAGAUGAAGAGCAUUGGUUCUCCAGUUAAAGUUGGAAAGAUGGAUGCUACUUCCUAUUCCAGCAUUGCUUCAGAGUUUGGAGUUCGAGGUUAUCCAACAAUUAAGCUAUUAAAGGGGGACUUGGCAUAUAAUUACAGAGGACCACGAACUAAAGAUGAUAUUAUUGAGUUUGCUCACAGAGUAUCUGGGGCUCUAAUUCGGCCACUUCCAAGUCAGCAAAUGUUUGAACAUAUGCGGAAGAGACAUCGUGUAUUUUUUGUUUAUAUAGGUGGAGAAUCACCUUUGAAAGAGAAAUACAUAGAUGCUGCUUCAGAGUUGAUUGUAUAUACAUACUUCUUUUCUGCCUCAGAAGAAGUAGUUCCUGAGUAUGUGACACUAAAAGAGAUGCCUGCUGUGCUUGUUUUCAAAGAUGAAACUUACUUUGUAUAUGAUGAGUAUGAAGAUGGUGAUCUGUCAUCGUGGAUCAAUAGGGAGAGGUUUCAGAAUUAUCUUGCUAUGGAUGGCUUCCUCUUGUAUGAACUUGGAGAUACAGGAAAGCUCGUGGCUAUUGCAGUUAUUGAUGAGAAAAACACAUCCAUUGAACAUACCAGAUUAAAGUCAAUUAUUCAGGAAGUUGCUAGAGAUUACAGAGACCACUUUCAUAGGGUUUUUCAGUUUGGCCAUAUGGAUGGAAAUGACUAUAUAAAUACCUUGCUGAUGGAUGAAUUGACAGUCCCAACUGUAGUUGUACUGAAUACUUCAAACCAACAAUACUUCUUGCUAGACAGACAGAUUAAGAAUGCUGAAGACAUGGUCCAGUUCAUUAAUAACAUUUUGGAUGGCACAGUAGAAGCCCAAGGAGGUGAUAGCAUUUUGCAGAGAUUGAAAAGAAUAGUAUUCGACGCCAAAUCUACUAUUGUGUCUAUAUUCAAGAGCUCACCACUUAUGGGCUGCUUUCUCUUUGGCCUGCCACUGGGUGUCAUCAGUAUCAUGUGCUAUGGGAUCUACACAGCUGACACAGAUGGAGGUUAUAUCGAAGAAAGAUAUGAAGUGUCUAAGAGUGAAAUUGAAAGCCAAGAACAGAUAGAAGAGAGCAAAGAAAAACAGGAGCCAAGUAGUGGAGGAUCUUUAGUGCCUGCAGUGCAAGAACCCAAGGAUGUAUUAGAAAAGAAGAAAGAUUGAGACUUUACUAGUAUAAAAUAUUUGAUAGGAUUUCAAAUUAUUAAAGAAUCUAUUUAUUGAAUUUAGACAUUUAAUCAUGAUCUUUACAGAAGAAAACAUGUUAUUUGUAUUUUGUUAAUAUCAACUGCAUGGAUUAAAGUACUCCUUCCAUAAAUGUGGAGAUGUUUGGAGCAAAGAGAUGAUUUGUCUAAAACUAACAAAGUCAAAGCACUCCAUCGAAGUUUACCUAUAGGUGUUAUAACAGAUCAGUUCUAUUUGCAUGUUUCUCUAUCUGAAUAUUCUGUGACAAAGUUAAGAUUCUUGGCAGAAUAUUUAAAUUGAUCAGUCAGGUAGAAGAUACGUGUUUGAUAUGGAAAAGUAGUAACUUCCAUCUCUUAACCAUCUAUCCUCUUCAUAUAUUUUGGAUAAGAUAUAUAUGGACAAAAUUAAGUCUUUAAAAUGUAGGCACUUUAAGGAGAACUGAUAACUUUUUCCAUGUAUCAAAUUAGGAUUAUGAGGUUAAGAAUAAUAUGGUUUUUAUAUAGCAUAGUGGUUUUAUUUUGUUAUUAUUUUUAAAGGAGAGGAAAUGUUACUUUUUAACUUUAUACUCAGUUGCAUUAUUAUAAAAUUUUCAUAUGGGCCUAUAUAGUGGGAAAAAGUAGUCUCGUUAUUGACCUUUUCAAAAUAAACAGGAUUUACUGGGAACAGUGGUUUGAAUCCAUGCUCUGGAAUAAAUACUCUUAGAUGGUGUCUCGUGGGUCAUUGCAGGAAGAGAAGUGUCUCUGUUAAUCCUACCCUCCUUUAGCCAUAAUACCUUAGUCUUUUUGUUUUGUUCCAUUUCUAUUUUAUAUAUUGAGAUUUCUUCUAAAAUUUUCUUUGAUAAUCUGUUUUUUGAAAAGUAAUAUAUAUCAUAUUUUUAUGUGUAUGGUAUAUAAACUUUAUGGUAACUCCUAGUCCAAAAUAUGUGUGUAUUUAUACACAUACACACACACAAUUUAUUGACACAUCUGUUAUGUAAUGCUGUGGGUGUAACUGUGUGUUCAGAAUGAGUAAUGAGUGAUGUAAUUAGCAUGUCAAGUGACAAAAGUCACAUGCAGUGCAAAAAAGAGAUUGGCCAGUUACUUUCUCCAUUCUGUUAAUUCUGGCACCCAUAUCAAUGAGUAAACCUCUUCUAUCUAUAGUGAAAUAAUAUAGGAAUUCUAUCCCAAUUAGUGUCUAAAAAUUGGUAUUUUUUUAAGUAACUGUUUUGUAUUUAUUGUAGAUUAGUUAUUUUUGAGGACUUCAUUUUACCUACCCAAGUUUAGAAUUUUUAUUAGGUAACUAUUGUUUGGGUGGUUAUUCAUUGAAUGAUUUAGUUAUUAAUUAUAAAAGAUUGUCCUGAACAUUUUUAGAUGUUUAAUCAUUUUAAAAAUAUGUGAUUGAUGGUCCCGACACUGAAAUUGGCUUUGGUCAGCAGUGGCAGUCUUUGGUUGUUUCCGAUGCCAUAUUGAUCAGGACUAAACUGAAACUCUUGGAUCUUAAGGAAUUACUAGUCAUAGUUUUAUUAUAUUCAUGUGCUCUUUUAGUAUUUAAUAAUUACUCAUUCUUAAUGUUUGGCACCCCAUUUUUAUUAUUUAAUAAUGAAACAGAUAUAUAGUCACAGGGAAUUUUGGGAAAUACUAGAAUGAAAAGUUCUUAAAUGGAAACUGGAGCAUGCUGUUAAUUAACAAGUAGAUUUUUCUCCAAAGAAUAUUGAGACAUUCUUUGGGAAGAUAAAUAUUAAUGUUCCCUGUGGUCAAGCUUGUUUUGCAGUAGUGAAAAGCUUACAUAAGUGCAGAUGCCUCAUUUGAGAUUCGGUCUAGUAAGGAAGUGCAAAUUUAGCAGUGACAUGAGCAAAUAGUUAUAGAAAAUAUCAUUCAUUUUUUUUCUUCAUGCUUGUCACUAUCAGUUGUUAGUCAUCUGCAUAUUUUGUCUUGUCCAUCAUCACCUGUAAAUGAAAGAUGUCAGGUGGGUAGGGAUAAAGCUUAACAUGUCAGUAAACAAAAAUCCAGUGAUUUUGCUUUGUAUUCUGUGAUGUUGUCCUUUAUAAAUGAAAGCCUUAGUUGUUAUCCUUUUCACAACUCUUCUGUUGCCUCAUAUUCUAGUUGUGCUUUGAAAGUGUGUCUAUUGGGAAAACAAAAUAUGUAGGUGGUUUGUAAUGAAUAAUUUUAUUUCUUCCGUUUUGUAUUAAAAUUUUGCUUUUUACUUUUGAGUAUUUUUAUUUACAUUGUCAAACUACUCACAAAACAGAUUUUUAAAUUUGUUCACUAGUAUGCUUUUUCCCUUUAAUGUGACAUCAGAGCUUACUAUGAAUGAUAUUUUCAUUUCAGGAAAAAUUACUUCAAAAUAAAGGCAGAUCUCUUAAUAACUGAGUCUAGUAGAAGAACAUAAAUAUUUUAAUUCAGUGACUAAUCUUAUCAUGUUUACAUAUCAGUAGUGAGGUCCUGCAGAAAGCUGGAGGUUUUGCCUUCUCUUUCAGUUGGAACAAAGCUCUAUUUCUAAAAAUCCAAAAUUCUAGAUCCUCGCUGUUGCUGAAUCUGGUGCUCCGAUUAAUAUUUAAGGAUAUUUCAAAGAGAGAAAAUACAUGUUUUUAUCAAGUACCCUCUGCACGCCAUUAUAGCUUGCAAUCUUUUUGUUUCAUUUUGUGCAUCAAUGUUUUUCUGGCUACUAUUAUCUGAAACUUGUUUAAGGUGUACUAGACCUAGAAUUUUCAUUUUCUUCAUCACACAUAGUGCUUCCUGUUAUCUGGUUUAGAAAUAACAUUAAGAUGCCAGGUGUCUACACAGGUUGAAGGAAGGGUCUGUAUGAGUAGUUAAAACAAUUAGCUGUAUUGUUUUUUAGUGAAUUUUGUUGUUAAUGAUGUUUUGUGUAUUUGGUGGGGUUUUUUGGUUUUGCAAAAUGUUUUCAUCAUUGCUUUGUAUGAUAUGGUGGUAGAACAAGAAAAAAAUCACUCAGCUAUUAUACAGAAAUUAUUCAAAUAAACCAGUAUAGGAUAUUAAGACUAUCAAUUGGUGGAGUUAGGUUUGCCAUUUUAUUUUUUAUAAAUAUAUAUUUUUUUCUGAGUGUGCGUGAGUCCAGGAGUGAGCAAAAAAUAAUUUUCUACUUUGGACUAAUCUAUAAAGGUUUUUGAGAGUCUGUAUUACUAACUUGUUGAAUUCAUGGUACCCUGCCUUAUGGAACCAAUUGUUAACUUUUGUUUUUCUAAAAUAAAGUAAUUGAAAAUAUGCAA
This is a messenger RNA of Cynocephalus volans (Philippine flying lemur), 4759 nucleotides long. RefSeq names its product thioredoxin related transmembrane protein 3 (gene TMX3). The coding region runs from base 169 to 1533 and encodes 454 amino acids. Gene Ontology annotation, biological process: peptidyl-cysteine oxidation. Gene Ontology annotation, molecular function: protein disulfide isomerase activity. Lineage: Eukaryota; Metazoa; Chordata; Mammalia; Dermoptera; Cynocephalidae. Gene Ontology annotation, cellular component: cell surface; endoplasmic reticulum. The record is from RefSeq and is a predicted model, not a curated record. The transcript is spliced from 16 exons.